UUUGUUGAGGAAAUGUAGAAAGUUUUAUGAUUUAGUUUUAAUUUAAUUUUAAUACUACUAUAUGAUACUAAUAAAUACGGAUGCAAGGCAAACAAACUGACAUUAACAAAUAAUGCGCAAUAACCUUAGAUAUUUAACAAAAUAGCAGUCUAGACUCUAGAUCACUUCACAUAAAACAUGCAUUACAACAUUACAAGAAUAUGCUGCUACCUGCUUGUUCAGUUUGUCACGAAAAUAUGAAGCAAUGGGAAACCAUUCUUUCAACAACAUGCGGUCAUUUGUUCCACAGUAAUUGCAUACACAAAUGGCUGAACAGCUCUACGACCUGUCCCCAAUGCCGCCACGAUUGUGAUAAAACAUCCAUAAUACGCGUGCAUUUAACAUUCAACUACGAGGGAGAACCAGAAGCGGUCUCCAAACUGAAACAGGCGAUCUCCGAAAUCGAUAAAAGUAAAAGAGAAUUAAAACUUAUAAAAACGAAAUGUAAAAUGUUGAAACGUGAUGCGGAGAAACAAAGUAAGGCCUCAAAAAUGUUACGGGAGGAAUCGAAUAUGUAUGAAAAGAAAAUAAUAGAAAUUAAAAAUAAUAAGAGUCGCAACGAAAUGCUAGCAAGAUACACGGAUGCAAAAACAUGGAAUCAGUCUCUAAUAGAAGAUGUACUUCGUAUUAUAGAAAAACUCUCCGAUGUAAUCACCGAAUGCGGGAGGGCCAAUGGUUCCCAUGGGGGAGCGAUGGGACCCCAUCGAAUAGCAGUAGCCAAUUUUAAAACGAAUAUAAAAACUUUAAGCAGAAGUAACUUAAAUAUUGGAACUAAAGUAAAAAUCGGUCAGUCUAUGACGAAAAAUUUACGGAUCGUCAUCGAGAGUUUCAGGGGUUUGCUCAAAGCAUACGUCACACGCCGAAAGCAGAUUGCUGCAGGGGUGUUUAUUUAGAACAUGCUAGGCUACAUCCAGUGGCAGUGGUAUGAAGAAAGAAGAGAAGAUCUGGAGGGGACGACCAUCCCUCCCUCACCUCCUGGGAAUGGACCCACCAUUAUAUUAUGAUCAGAACCAUACAGAUCAUGAUCGUCACUCAUCUCAUAAAUCCAACUCAUCACCAAUCAUUUGAAUGUCUCAUUACCUCAUCACAUCUUAACCAUCGCUUCAACCAUAUCAUUUCAUUGGCUCAAGAAAAUGACCAACAAGCAUAAUCAUCAGUCCUGCCUCGUUAAGCAAGGAGUCCAAGCCCGGGCAGAGGAGACUGCUCUGAAGCCCGACCCGUGCCCCCGCAAGGGGACACGAAGACCCAACGACAGGCAGUGGCUUCUUUGUGGUUUGGAAUUGCUGAUGUCCAUGGACGACUGUGGUCAUUUACCAACCGGCGAGCCGUAUUCUGCUUUCCACGUAUGUGUAGGUUCUAAUUAAUAGACGAACAGACUCGUGUGGUGUGAGAUCAUCUGGCUACUUUACUGACGUUAGCGCACUGGUUCGUAUCAUUGAUUCAUUCGAAGCUAAUUAAUUGAAAUUAUUGACAAGCCGAAUUCCUUGAUAAAAAGCGACGUUAAUGAUACGAAUACAUUUGGCGAACGUCUGAAUCCCCUAAAUCCUGUAGGUACCUCAUCAGCGAAAAUUGGCAACAUUCAAGUGGAAAAGCAAAACCCGCGGACUUUUUGGCGGGAACGCGAAGAGUGAAGUUGUGUGAUUUUAUUUUAUUUUAUCUAUUUAGGUGUUUCUUCGGGUUUAAAUGUGUAAUAAUG
Molecule: messenger RNA, 1735 nt
Organism: Bombyx mandarina (wild silkworm)
Lineage: Eukaryota; Metazoa; Arthropoda; Insecta; Lepidoptera; Bombycidae
Product: RING finger protein 145-like
Source: RefSeq, a predicted model, not a curated record